Messenger RNA from Antrostomus carolinensis (chuck-will's-widow), 510 nucleotides. RefSeq names its product ferrochelatase, mitochondrial-like. The annotation marks the transcript as partial. The record is from RefSeq and is a predicted model, not a curated record. Lineage: Eukaryota; Metazoa; Chordata; Aves; Caprimulgiformes; Caprimulgidae. The transcript has 4 exons. Gene Ontology annotation, biological process: heme biosynthetic process. Gene Ontology annotation, cellular component: mitochondrion. Gene Ontology annotation, molecular function: protoporphyrin ferrochelatase activity.
UUGUGAGGAGCAGCAGUCACCUGCGGGUCCCGGUGCGAUGGAGAGCUCAGGCAACCGCAGCCGCUGUGACAGAGAGCACGAAACCUCAGAUUCAGCCCGAAGUGCGGAAACCUAAAACAGGAAUCUUGAUGUUAAACAUGGGAGGUCCGGAGCGGCUGGAUGAUGUGCACGAUUUCUUACUUCGUCUCUUCCUGGACAGAGAUCUAAUGACGCUUCCAGCUCAAAAUAAAUUAGCACCGUUCAUUGCCAAACGCCGCACACCGAAAAUCCAGGAGCAGUACAGCAGGAUCGGAGGCGGAUCACCAAUCAAGAAGUGGACAGCAGUGCAGGGAGAGGGCAUGGUGAAACUGCUGGACAGCAUGUCUCCUUGCACUGCACCUCACAAGUACUACAUUGGGUUCCGGUACGUCCAUCCUCUGACGGAAGAAGCGAUUGAGGAGAUGGAGAAGGAUGGCAUCGAGAGGGCUAUCGCCUUCACGCAGUACCCACAGUACAGCUGCUCGACCACAG